Toxorhynchites rutilus septentrionalis is the source of this 3668-nucleotide messenger RNA. RefSeq lists its product as uncharacterized. The transcript has a single exon. The record is from RefSeq and is a predicted model, not a curated record. NCBI's taxonomy places the organism in Eukaryota, Metazoa, Arthropoda, Insecta, Diptera, Culicidae. The annotation marks the transcript as partial.
AUGUCGGAUCCUGGAGUUCAUUCUGCGAGUGGAUCAAAACAACCAUCAGACAAACAACUGAAAUCUCUCGGUACUCGGUCAGAGAAAAAAGCAAAUACACCACCUCAAAGCGAUGUCGUCGCUAGCUCAACCCCCAAGAUGCAGAAUCCUAUAAUUCCGGUGCACGAAUCUACACCGGUGGGUCAGAGUAAUUGCGGACUCUGUAACAAGCCAGAUGAUGAACGGAUGGUCCAAUGUGACGACUGCGACGUGUGGCACCAUUUUUCGUGUGUGGACGUUUCCCAGGACAUCAAGGAUCGUAGUUGGGUUUGCUUGAAAUGCGUUAAUGCGAAGGCAACCAACGGUGGAUCGAAAUCCAAAAGGAAGUCCAACGUACAGAAGAGAUCUUUCACGAUGCUACACAAGAAGGCAGUGCGGGCUAUAAAUGCGAAGGGUAAGAGAAAACUAACCACUACAAUCAAUCGAAAAGGACAUGUGGAUGAUACGAAGGCGAAACGCGACGAUAAUCCGAUGGAAGCUGGUGGAAGCCAUACAAAACCAGCCGCAAUGAAUCCAGUGGGCAAAGCAGGUUCCGUUGUGUCAGAAGCGUCGUUCCGGUCAACUAAAGCGCGUUUGGAUGUCGAAUUGAAACAAAUUGAGGCUGAAGAGACAUUGAUGCAAGAAGAGAUGCAGCGUAAGCGAGAAUUGGUGCAGAAGAAAUUUAAGGUGAUGAAGGAGAUUGCCGACUUAGAAUGUUGCGGUGGAUCUGUUGUUGAUCAUCAGAGUGUUCGUCAUAAGGUUCAAGACUGGUUAAAACGUGACGAAACCCGUAAUGAUGAAAAGUGUGUCACGAUCCAGAAGGCCACCUUAGUCGAUCCGACAAAAGAAGUGGAAACUGAAAAUCUGAGAAAAAGUAUAUUAUUGAACUGUUCCAAGAAUAAGAACCCCCAAGAAGAGGAAGCUGUCAGUGAAACGGAAUGUGAGAACAGCGAAGAGGAGGUUCAAGCAGAUGACCAUGGUGAUUCGGCGUAUUGUGAACAUGAGAGACCGUUAGAGAAACAUGUUACCACGUCGAUGAGCGGAAAUAGUAAACUGUCCGUAACAGAGCAGCAUCACUCUCUCCGCAAUCAAAAGCGACUAACGAAGGAUGAAUUAGCAGCCCGUCAGGUUGUCCCUCGCGAGCUGCCCAAGUUUAGCGGUAACCCGGAAGAAUGGCCCAUGUUCCUGUCCACUUACGAAGAUACCACGGAAAUUUGCGGUUACACAGAAGCGGAGAAUAUGAUUCGUUUGAGGAAUUGUUUAAGAGGAGAUGCUUAUAAUGCUGUUCGAAGCUUCUUACUGCGACCUGAAACGGUGGGGAAGGCGAUCAACGCAUUGAAAUUGAGAUUCGGUAGGCCGGAAUUGAUAAUCGAACGUCUGAAGGAGAAAAUCAUAUCGAUGCCAAACAUAAGACCAGAUGCAAUGGACAAACUGGUCGACUUCGCUCUGGAGGUACAAAACCUUUGUGCCACAAUAGAAGUUUAUGAUGAAAGUCUCUAUAUGUGCGAUACUACCCUGCUCAAGGAGUUUGUCAUCAAGCUUCCGCCGCAAAUAAGACUGGACUGGGCACGGUAUAUAAGGAAGUUGUCGACAGUGAAACUCUCAACCUUUGGUCGGUGGAUAUAUAGUUUAGCGGAAGACGUUAGCGUGGUUUUCGAAUCUCAGAGUCGAGGAAAUAAGCAACCGGAGUUCCGUGGAGCUCGAAGAGAAAAAUACGUGAAUACUCACGCGGAGUUUAAAUCUCAUGAGCGAGACACACCGCAGACAACAAUUAGUAGUUCUUCGGCAAACCUCGCAAGUGGCGAAGGUAAACCAUGCCCAGCCUGUAAGGGCGAUUGCAAAAAUCUUGGAAAGUGUAAACGUUUCCAGGAGUUGUCUUACGAGGCGAGAUGGGCGACCGUUCGUGGCUUUAAUUUCUGUCGGAAGUGCCUACGUCAGCAUAAGGGAGGCUGUUACUCUGGAAUUUGUGGAAAAAACGGCUGCACGUUUAAACACCAGGUAUUACUCCAUAAAGAUUUCACUCCUCCAGCAGGAUCAAGUGAUGGCAGUAGGCAUGAGACCACAAAUCAGAAAGAGGAACGCAAUAUUUGUACUCAUCAAUCUGGUCUUGUUCCGGGAUCGUUUCGAUACUUACCAGUGACGUUGUUUGGUGAAGGAGUUCAAGUGCAGUGUUAUGCAUUUUUAGACGACGGAUCAGAGCUGACCCUCAUCGAUGAGGAGCUAGCCGAUGAGCUCAAGCUAUCUGGAGAUAUUCGCCCUCUCUGUCUCAAAUGGACGGGCGGAACACACCGUAAUGAGUCUGACUCUAGGAGCGUAAAUGUCGAGAUAUGCGGACGUGGAGGUAAACGGUCUUCGCUCCAUGACGCCAGAACGGUAAAGCAACUGCAGUUACCUUUUCAAACUUUAGAUAUACAACAUCUAAGAUCAAAGUACGGUUAUCUAUACGGACUUCCGAUUGACUCGUACUCAAAUGUUCGUCCACGCAUACUAAUUGGCUUACGCCACGCUAACCUUAUGCUAGUGCGAAAGAGUCGAGAGGGAAAAGUUGGUGAGCCGAUCGCAGUAAAGACUAACCUCGGUUGGACUGUAUACGGAGGCAGGGCGAAUGAGAAUUCCGUGAAUACUAUCAGCCAUACGUAUCAUAUAUGUACCUGCAGUGAACAGAACGCGAUAAAUCUAAAUCAGAUGGUUAAGAAUUAUUUUUCCAUCGACAGUUUGGUGGUCAAUCAAAAUCAGCCACAAUUGUCAAAGAAUGAUGAACGGGCAAUGCUUCUGCUUGAAUCCCGCACACGCUUCAAUGGACUUCGCUAUGAAACGGGACUGCUGUGGCGUUCUGAUAAAGUUCGUCUUCCAGAUAACAAAGAAAUUGCUGUUCGGCGUUGGAGGUGCUUGGAGAAGCGCAUGGAAAAGGAUGAAGAAUUGGCAAACAUAAUGAAAGAAAAAAUCAGAGAGUACGAAUCAAAGAACUACAUACGAAAAUUAUCUCAGGUUGAGCUCGCGGAGAAGCAUGAACGCGUGUGGUACUUACCCAUUUUUCCAGUAUACAACGUGAACAAACCAGGAAAAAUAAGGAUAGUAUGGGAUGCUGCAGCCCAAGUGUAUGGAACGUCUCUAAACUCGGCACUUCUUACCGGACCGGACCAGUUGGCUUCGCUGGUGGGUAUUCUGUAUCAAUUUCGAGAACACCAGAUUGGUCUCUGUGCCGACAUUCGCGAGAUGUUCCAUCAGGUAGGAAUCAUACCUGUGGACCAGCAGUGUCAACGAUUCCUGUGGCGGGAUCACGCCGAGCAGAAUGAGCCGAAUACUUACGUUAUGCAAGUCAUGACGUUUGGGGCGUGCUGUUCUCCAGCAACAGCCCAAUUUGUAAAGAACAUAAACGCGGAUAGAUUUAAGGAAGAAUAUCCAGAGGCAGUGAAUAUCAUCAAGCAAAAGCAUUACGUAGACGAUUUGGUCAUGAGCGUAGAGACAGAGCAGAAAGCAGUUGAGCUGGCUGAAGCGGUACGAUUAAUUCAUAUGCAGGGCGGAUUCGAAAUCCGCAACUUUGUGUCGAACUCACCGUUGGUGCUAUCGAUAAUGAACGGAGAAAAAUCUGUGGAGAAGGACUUAAAUAUUACAGCUGAACUUUCGAGCCAGAAAAUCCUGGGCAUGUG